AUGGCGAAUCGUCUACCAUCAUCAUCUAUUCUCAUCCUAAUUUCAUGCAUUGUUUUAUCUCACAUUACAUUAUCAACUCAAGCCUAUGAUUACUACAACACCCCAAAACCCAUCUCAAAAAAUGUCCCCAAAAUUAGUACUACUAAGAUCCCCAUGAACUUAAUCGACUCAUGCUGGCGCGCCAAGUCGAAUUGGGCAACUAACCGCCGAGACUUGGUCAACUGCGCCGUCGGUUUCGGCCGAAACGCCAUAGGAGGAAAAUAUGGGAAAACAUACACCGUCACCAGCUCAUCCGACGAUGCCACGAAUCCCAAACCAGGGACACUUCGAUACGGAGUAAUUCAAGAGGAGCCGCUGUGGAUCGUUUUCGCUAAGGACAUGGUUAUCACUUUAAAGAACGAGCUCAUUAUGAAUAACUACAAGACCAUUGAUGGGAGAGGAGCAAAAGUGGAGAUAGCGUACGGAACAUGCAUUACGAUACAAGGAGUUAGCCAUGUUAUUAUACAUGGGAUUAGUAUCCAUGACUGUAAGCCUGGAAAAUAUGGCCUGGUUAGGAGCACUCCCACCCACGUUGGCUACCGUCUAGGAGCCGAUGGAGACGCCAUUAGUGUGUUUCAAGCUACAAAUAUUUGGAUUGACCAUUGCUUUCUGUCACGUAGUAGUGAUGGCCUCAUUGAUGUCAUCUACGGUUCAAAUGCUAUCACUAUCUCCAACAACUACUUUACUCAGCAUGAUAAAGUGAUGCUGCUUGGACAUAACGACGCAUUUACAGCAGAUAAAGCCAUGAAAGUCACAAUAGUGUUUAACCGUUUUGGGCCUGGACUUACUGAACGAAUGCCAAGGGUGAGAUUUGGGUAUGCCCACGUGGCAAACAAUAGAUACGAUGAAUGGAAAAUGUACGCAGUAGGUGGUAGUGCUAAUCCCACCAUCUUCAGCGAAGGGAAUUACUAUGUGGCUUCUACUACAAGCCUUUACGCCAAUCAGGUGACAAAGAGAGAGCCCCAAAGCGGUUGGAAAAAUUGGAAAUGGAGGUCCUCAAAGGAUGUAUUCAAGAAUGGUGCUUAUUUUGUCCAAUCUGGUUGGGGAAGCUGUAAUCCUUAUUACACUCCAACUCAGUCAUUUAAAGUUGCUCAAGGGGCCAUGGUCCCUGCUUUGACUGCCUUUGCAGGCCCUCUGCGUUGUGUUGUUGGUAAACCAUGCUAA
Humulus lupulus (European hop) is the source of this 1203-nucleotide messenger RNA. Its product is annotated as putative pectate lyase 2. Bases 1 to 1203 code for a protein of 400 amino acids. The record is from RefSeq and is a predicted model, not a curated record. Gene Ontology annotation, molecular function: pectate lyase activity. The transcript is spliced from 3 exons. NCBI's taxonomy places the organism in Eukaryota, Viridiplantae, Streptophyta, Magnoliopsida, Rosales, Cannabaceae.